GUAUCUCGUAUCCUAAAAAGAAUCGUGGAAGGUAAAUCUUCUCACGUGGAUAAUAAAACAGUUGGACGUUCAUUGUGGCCUUCUGCUUCGGCACAAGAUUUGAGAUUCUUUGAGAUGGAAAAAGAGAAAGAAGAUGCAACUUCCCCUAGAGGAGUUCUAGAGGCAUGCAUACGAAGCUUUGACAAGGAGCUAAGUUCAUCUGAUGCGGAUAGCAUAAAAAAUGAAGCCAUUUCACAACCACGUUCUCGGUGGUUUAGAUUCUUCAAAAUGUGGAAGAAAAGCUUUGCUAAGAGGGUACCGUCCUUGCCACCCCUUGCACCAAAGCCAUCCAGAAGAAAAACCAUGAGUGCUAGAGAGAACCCAGAUGUUAAUUUAUGCCCUUUCAAGUCCUCAUGGAAAGUUUUCACCAUCUCGGAACUUAAAGCUGCAACUGACAAUUUUAGCGAGGAUAAAGUGAUUGGGCAAGGUGGUUACGCUGAUGUUUACAAGGGCUGCUUGCAUGACGGGAGGCUGGUGGCAAUCAAAAGGCUCAACAAAGGGACAACAGAGGAGCAAAUAAUAGGAUUUCUAUCCGAGAUUGGAACCAUAGCACAUGUUGACCAUCCUAAUACUGCUAAAUUAAUUGGAUAUGGGAUUGAAGGUGGAAUACAUCUUGUUAUGGAGUUAUCCCCCCAUGGAAGCCUAGGAUCACUAUUGCGUGGUGCAAAGAGGAAACUAGAUUGGGGUCCAAGAUAUAAGAUUAUACAUGGGACAGCCAAUGGCUUGUUAUACCUUCAUGAAAACUGCCAAAGGCGAAUCAUUCACAGGGAUAUCAAGGCUGAUAACAUUCUCCUUACGGAGAAUUUUGAGCCACAGAUAUGUGACUUUGGUCUUGCGACAUGGCUACCGAGAGAGUGGACUCACCAUAAUGUGUCAAAGUUUGAAGGUACAUUCGGCUAUUUUGCUCCAGAAUACUUCAUGAACGGCAUAGUGGAUGAGAAAACUGACGUCUUUUCUUAUGGUGUGCUAGUCUUGGAGAUCAUAACAGGACGCCAAGCUUUAGAUGAUUCACAGAAAAGCCUUGUACUUUGGGCAAAACCUUUGAUGGAACAGAAUGCAAUAAGAGAACUAGUUGAUCCUUCUCUGGGUGAUGAUUACAACGAGCAUGAAAUGAAUCGUGUAAUUUUGGCAGCUUCGUUGUGCAUUGAACCGACUCCAGCUCUCCGUCCUCGAAUGAGUCAGGUCGUGAUGCUAUUAAGAGACGAUUAUGAUCCCAAGGGCUCAACGCCGCAACAGAAAAAACGAGCAUUUCAAAGAACAUACUCAGAAGAGCUCAUGGACGCUCAAGAGUACAAUUUAACCAAGCAUCUCAACACCGUGACUCGAAUAGAAGGCGUACGAGAGAAAAACACAUAA
Cynara cardunculus var. scolymus (artichoke) is the source of this 1395-nucleotide messenger RNA. Its product is annotated as receptor-like cytosolic serine/threonine-protein kinase RBK2. Gene Ontology annotation, molecular function: ATP binding; protein kinase activity. Lineage: Eukaryota; Viridiplantae; Streptophyta; Magnoliopsida; Asterales; Asteraceae. Gene Ontology annotation, biological process: protein phosphorylation. The transcript is spliced from 8 exons. The coding region runs from base 115 to 1395 and encodes 426 amino acids. The record is from RefSeq and is a predicted model, not a curated record.